This is a messenger RNA of Prunus armeniaca (apricot), 318 nucleotides long. NCBI's taxonomy places the organism in Eukaryota, Viridiplantae, Streptophyta, Magnoliopsida, Rosales, Rosaceae. The record is from the annotation of a GenBank genome assembly.
AUGAGUGAUACAAACAUAGAGGAAGAGAAGAAGGUCGUGAUGGAAGACACUUUGAGACGGCUAAAUAGUUUUUGGGCCGAAAGAGCAGCCGAGCAUGGGUCUACCUCUAACUUCGUGGAAUUUCUUCAUAAAGGUCCAGAAGAUGAUGCACUCGAGCCCGAUGAAGUAGAGUUGACGCCAAGUGAGAUGGAUGAUUCGAAGGUGGAAGUCCAAUACCCAUUGGUGGAAAUCAACUUGGGGACGAAAGACAACCAUCGACCAAUUUACGUUAGGUUUAAUGGAGCCAGAAUUUCGAGCCAAGAUGGAAGAGCUUUUUAG